Messenger RNA from Cokeromyces recurvatus, 1263 nucleotides. Its product is annotated as WW domain binding protein 11-domain-containing protein. The record is from RefSeq and is a predicted model, not a curated record. Bases 42 to 929 code for a protein of 295 amino acids. NCBI's taxonomy places the organism in Eukaryota, Fungi, Mucoromycota, Mucoromycetes, Mucorales, Mucoraceae. The transcript has 7 exons. Gene Ontology annotation, biological process: RNA processing.
UUUUUUUUUUCCUUUUUUCUAAAUUAGAUUACUUUAACAAAAUGGCUAAAUCAAAAAGAGCAAUGAAUCCCGCUGAUGCGCUGCGUAAAAAACAGCGUAAGCGAGAAUUAAAAAAAAAUAAAGAAGAUCGUAAACGUGCACGUGAACUAGCUUUAUCAAAGAAAGAUUUAGGCAAAGUCAAACAAGAGAUUGCAAGAUUAGAACAUCUAUCUAAACUAGGACAAUUGGAUAGAAAUGGACAAACACGUUUAGAAUCACUAAGAGCAGAUGCAAUUAAAAUCGAAAAAGCCAAAAAGGCUACAGAAUUAACAGGUGCACAAGCAGCCUUUAUGGCCCGUAUGCAAGAACAAGAAAAAAAACAAGAAGGAGAAGCAAGAAAGUUAGUUUAUGAUCCAAAUCGUGGAGCAUUUGUACCUGUCAAAAAGAAAGCUUCAACCAAAAAGACAGAAAAAUCAGAUGUAACAUCAAGUUCUGAAACUGACUCAGAUACAAGUGAUAGCAGUGAUGAGAGCAGUGAUGAGAGCGAUUCAGAUCAAGAACAUGAAGAAGAGGAAAAGGAAGAGAAGGAAGAGGAGGAGGAAGAGGAAGGAGAAGACGUACCUAUGCCAACUCCUGUUGAAGCAAAAAAGGUACUGACAGAAUCAGAUGAUGAAUAUGAAAUACCUCUUCCUCCAGGACCACCCCCUCAUAGACCUUUUGAAGAUCAAUUGACUCCGAUUCAAACAGCUCAACAACAACAACAACGAGCGCCACCCCCGCCUCCACCAGGACCUCCACCAUUUCCUAUGGCAAGAAUUCCACCGCCACCACCGCCACUUAUGUAUUAUCCUUACCCACAACAAAGACCACAACACCCACCACCUCCACCACCUAUUCCAUAUCAUUUUAGACCCACAGUUCCCGCAUGUAAGUUUAAGCAAAGUUACUAAAUUUUAUUUAUUUCUUAUUUUAUUUUUUUUUAGAUCAAAGACCACCACCACCACCACCUGUAACUUAUUCAGCUCCAGUACAUUAUAGUGAAACAAGUCAAGCCAAGUUACCACCAGCACCUGUUAUUUCAGCAGAACCCAAACUACGUGAUCUAAAGAAGCAAGACCUAAUAUUAAUGCUGCACCUUCUGUAGAGGACGAAGAAAUAAAAUAAAGUUGUCUUUCCUUCCCGAAAAAAAUAGAGUUUAGGGGAUGGAAUAUAUAAAAAUAUAAAAGAAAAAAGAAGAGUGAAAUGAUGAGGUGAUUUUUUUAAAAAAAAAAAAAAAAAAAAAAA